AAAUGUUGGUUUCAUAUAUAGCCUGUUUUUUCUAUCCCUCUAGGAAGGUUUUCUGCUUGGGGAAAUGACAGAGGCAGACUCUCAAUUGAGUGAUGCUCAAGUUUUGCGUACAGUUGUCAUACAAAGAUACAUUGCAUGCAUUCAGCUUUUCAGCUUUUAUAAUUCAUCUGGUGAAGUCAAUGAGCAGGCACUGGAGAAGAUCAUACUGGGCUGUGAAAAGAACGUGAUUGGAUGGUACAAAUUAAGACAUAAUUCUGACCCAGUGAUUACCUUUCGAGAGAGGAUUCUUCACAAAAAUUUACAACAGCAUCUUUCAAAUCAGGGACUCGUUUUUCUCUUACUAACAUCAAGCACAGUCACAAAAAGCUGCUCCACUCAUAGAUUUGAUUAUGUAUUACAUAGACUUCAGGAAGGACUUUUCCAUAAAGUACCUUUAGUGGUGGUCAACUUGGCUACGUCAGAACAGCAGACAUAUAAUACUAUGCCAGGUCCUUGUAGAUCUGCUGGCUUUCUCCGAAGCAUCCACACAUACAGUUCAGAAAUUUUUGAUGAAGAUGGAGCUUUAAGAAAGGUACAGAAAAUGAAUGAACUUUGUGCCACUGUGCAGGAAGAAUUAAAGGAAAUGUGUACUCAAGUAUUUGACAGUGAGCAAUCACUAGAAAAAGUAAUGCAAGAUAUAAAUAAACUAAAAGAAGAACUUGCAGCAAAGAGACCAAAGCCUGUGAUAUCAGGAAGAAGUGGUGACCUGGGAACAGAGGAGAAUGUUUCAAUCUGUCCAAGUCAGGGACCUCUUCAUUCAUGUGUUGUUUGUUUGGAAGGCAAACAGACUGCCAGUAAGUGCUGUACUACUGAGCAUAAUGUCAGUCAAGUGAGCGAAUUAACAGAAAGCCCUCAUCUUGCAGAAAAAGAAACAAAAUGUAAAGUUAAGCGUAAAUCUCUUGAGGGUGAGAAUCCUGACUUUGAGAAAGAAAGACCACUCAAGAAAGUAGAAGUGUCAGAACCUGAAAGUCAGUCCCCUAAAAACGAUUGAAUGAUGGGGAAAAAUCAACGACAGACAGUAUAGAAACACAUGAUGACAAUUCUGAGAAAGUAAAGAACAUCACUCAGUAUCCAG
Molecule: messenger RNA, 1114 nt
Organism: Sarcophilus harrisii (Tasmanian devil)
Lineage: Eukaryota; Metazoa; Chordata; Mammalia; Dasyuromorphia; Dasyuridae
Product: BRCA1-A complex subunit Abraxas 1-like
Exons: 8
Coding region: 65-1030 (321 amino acids)
Biological process (GO): protein K63-linked deubiquitination; mitotic spindle assembly; attachment of spindle microtubules to kinetochore
Cellular component (GO): nucleus
Molecular function (GO): microtubule binding; polyubiquitin modification-dependent protein binding
Source: RefSeq, a predicted model, not a curated record